This is a messenger RNA of Mus caroli (Ryukyu mouse), 825 nucleotides long. It is a transcript of the gene Dydc2, whose product is annotated as DPY30 domain containing 2. The record is from RefSeq and is a predicted model, not a curated record. Gene Ontology annotation, cellular component: Set1C/COMPASS complex. NCBI's taxonomy places the organism in Eukaryota, Metazoa, Chordata, Mammalia, Rodentia, Muridae.
AUUUUCUCUGUACUUAAGGGUAAAUAUGUGUGAGUUGGUUAAAAUCCUUCACCACCCUUGACUAAUAAUGUGCCAAGUCCUCUCAAGACUGAUGACCACUGGGACUCAUGGUCUGACACAUGCCAGCUGAAAAGGCAUAGGAAAGACGCCUGCUUGACUGUAACAGCUAUUGGCAAGUAUAACUUGGCUGGUUCUUCUAAGAAAGGUUCCCAGCAUGGAAACUGCCUACCUGAAGAAGUGCUUCGGAACCUGCCUGACCCAGGCGCUGGCAGAGGUGGCAAGAGUGCGGCCCAGUGACCCAAUAGAGUACCUGGCUCACUGGCUUUACCAUUAUAGGAGUAUAACUGUAGCUGAGGAAAAGAGAAGGCAAGAGGAGCUACAGCUUAAGGAAGCACGUGACAGAAGCGCUGAGGAAGCGAAAACAACAGAAAUGCUGAAAGAAGAAGGCUAUCAGAUUCAGCAGAAGUGUGAAAAGUGUCACCAGGAACUGCCCUCAACCUCUUUUUCCUCAGACAAGACCCCAGCCCUGCAGGAAGACACGGCACCCCUUGAGGAGAAGACUAUGAGGCAGGAAUCUCGACCAGGUGCCUCGAGUGUGAUUUCUGAGAUGCCUCAAAGGGCUAUUCCCUCAUAAAAAAAAAAAAAUUUUUUUAAAGGCCUGUAAGGGGAGCACUCAUCUCAUCUAAGAGUUAGGAGGCUAAGAAAGAGGGGUCUACUGAUUCUCUGGUGUGCUAGCCAUAACUACCUUUAAUCACGUGAAGUUUUGAAUUAGCUGUUAGAGAAAGGUGAACUCAGAACAAGAAUUAAAAACAAUAAGUCAUCAAA